CUGUCCACACUUGCAAAUCUACCUCCUUCUCUACCUUGGGUCGCCAGGUGUUCUUGGUCUAAAACUCCCAGAAGCCUUCACCACCAGCUGUGCUGGACAAGAUUUCUGGGGGGUUGCAGUGGGACCCAAGGUCGGGAGCCACUGCCCUGAUGUCACAAAAAAUUCAAUUGGGCCUCACUGCUUUCCAGUGGCCAGAAUGGGUGUGGAGCACAUUGCGCUGAAACAAAAAAAAGGAAUGUAAUUCGGAGCAAAGGAACCGCCAAGCAAGGAGACAGACCAUCAUCAGCUGUGCUGUUUUUUCUUUGCGGUAUGAUUUUCCCUCCUUCAGGGAGCGGAGCGGUCCGUUACCUAUGAGACACUAACCCGGGCGGGGCUGGAUCGAUUACUGCUCCGAAAGGAACGCCCCCCCCCGCUCCCGUUUGCUUUUGGGGAGUCUUCUUAUGGGCCAUUUUUCUCCCCCACCCCUACCCCGCCUCCCGCCCUCUGACUCGCUCUUCCCACGUGAUUUCGAGGAAACUCCUCAAGUUGUUCGCCGCCGGGGCUCAGUUUCGCUUUCCAUUCCCGGCUUGCUUAAAGGGCGUCCGUGGCCGGGGCUGCAGGCGAGACUCCCAAACCUUGCCGAGAUGGCCGGGCUGGUGAAGGCGUCGUCGUCGUCGUCGACCCUCUCCCUGGGGGAGCUGGAGGAGGAGCUGACCUGCUCCAUCUGCCUGUGCAUCUUCGAGAGCCCCGUCACCACCCCGUGCGGCCACAACUUCUGCCUCCCUUGCCUGGAGAUGACUUGGGGCGACCGGCCGCGCGCCUUCAGCUGCCCCCAGUGCCGGAGCUCCUUCGAGAGCCGCCCGGAGCUGAAGAAGAACACGGUCCUCUGCCGGGUGGUGGAGCAGUUCCGCACCUCCCAGAAGGUUCCCGCCAAGGAGCUCCACGAAGAGGAGGAGAAGGAGGAGAAGAAGGAGAAGCCCUUGGACCUCUCUGUCGCCUGUGAUAGCUGCCUGGUGGCGGAGGCGGCCAAGACCUGCCUCACCUGCAUGGCCUCCUUCUGCGGGACCCACCUGCUGCCCCACCUGGAGAGCCCGGCCUUCCGGGGCCACCAGCUCGUCCGCCUCGUCAAGGACCUCCAGCAGAGGAAGUGCCCGACCCACCACAAGCUCCUGGAGUUCUACUGCCAAGACCACGCCGCCUGCGUCUGCUGCCUGUGCCUGGCCCUGCACAAGGCCUGCGCCACCGUCCCCUUGCAGGAGGCCAAGGAGGAGAAGGAGCUGGAGCUGAAGAAAAGACUGGCAGAGCUCUAUAGUUUGAAUAAAAAGUCUUCACAAGCCUUGGACCAAGUGCGGGUACAGCAAAAACAAGUCAAGGAUACCAUCUCCAGCAAGUUGGAUUUGCUGAAAUCAGAGUUUCUGGAAAUCAGAGCUUUAAUUCAAGAAGGAGAAGAAGAAGCUGUAAAAAACCUGGUCUCUGAGGAAAAAAGAGUCUAUGAUAAAUAUGAGUUUGUCUAUAAAGUCCUUGGUAAGAAGAAAGCUGAAAUCCAGGAAGAGAAAGCGGGGAUUGAAAUGGCUUUGACAGAAGAUGAUGACAUUGUGUUUUUAAAGAAAGCAGCAAAACUGCGUCCAGUGCUCUUCAAAGAUGUAUUCAUUCCCAAGAUAGAAUUGGAUCAAAACCUGAUACAUACGGUCUAUCAGAAUGCCUGUGGCUUCAGAGAAAAUGUGAAGCAAUUUUUGACUCAGCCCAAGGAGCAGAAAAAUGAAGGAAAUGCCCAGUGGAAAACCAAAGCACAGACCCAACAUCCACAGCCAGGAAGAAAGAAUGCUGCUUCAGAUGCUUCAAAAGGAAACGAUUCCCCAUCAAAGCCUUUACAGGAGAAGGCUAGAGAGGAUGUUGCUGCGGCUUCUGAGACCAAGCAGAGAAGACGACCUCCUAAACGCACACAAAGUCCCAAUCCGAGAGGUCGAAGUGUUAGCGCAAAUCGGCCAGGAGGUCACCCAGGGACCCUUGACGCCUUUUUGAAUAAAUCAAGAGAUGAGCUUUUGGAAUUUGCGACAGCGUUCACCCUGGAUUUCAACACGGCCCACAGGAAAGUGAUUUUAUCGGAAAGAAAUACCAAAAUGGCUGUGUCAGACACCCUCCAACGCUACGUCAAUCAUCCUCUACGCUUCACCCACUGUUCCCAAGUGGUCUCCUUCCAGUGUUUCAAGAGGGGCAUCCAUUACUGGGAAGUGGAAAUGGAGCACAAUAACUUCUGUGGCAUUGGCAUCUGCUAUGGGAGCAUGCCUCGGGAGGGGCCAGAAAGCCGCCUGGGACGCAAUAGCACUUCAUGGUGCAUCGAGUGGUUCAACGCCAGGAUCUCUGCCUGGCACAACGACGUUGAGAAGCGCCUCCCCAACACAAAGGUGAAGAAAAUUGGUGUCCUGCUGAAUUACGAGGCUGGGUUUGUGAUUUUCUUUGGGGUGGCUGAGAAAAUCACUGUGCUCUACAAAUAUGAGGCACAGUUCACAGAAGCCCUCUAUGCUGCGUUCUGGAUCUUCUCCAGUGGAACCACCAUGUCAAUCUGUCCAUUAAAGUGAAAGGUUUGGGUUACUGCCCUUUUUCUCAUCCUCAAGCUAACUUUUCUUGCCCACCUUAUGUUUUAGAGCCCUGUUCUGUCUAUAGCAGUCUUGUUGAAUUCAAAGUAAAGUAGUAUAUUUUGGAAGAGCUGGGCUUCCAUUAAGCCAUGGCCAUACAUAGUCUAUUAAUGCUAACAGUUGGCCAAAUCUUUGCUGACAUGACCUUGAGCAACAUGCAUUUAGGGAAUUUACCUGUGAAGUUGUUGGUGGAACUGCAGGCAUCAGGCAUAUGACUCUUUGCACACACUUAACCCAUCCUAGAGAAAAGAGCAAGCGCGAGGGCUUGUCCAGGUAGAAGCUUCUUUGCUUUUGACCUUUGUCCACAUCCAGAAAUGUAGGGCACACAAUUCAUGGGGCUUUCUCUUCAGCCACUACUGCCGCUGUCACAUAAAGUGUACAGUUCACAGUCCACGGGGGAGAGAUGAGGGGAUGAUCAGUUACUCCCACUUUUUCAGAUAGUCUGGAACAGCUGUUGAUGCUGGCACAAUGAACUACAACAGGCCUGUAUCUUCAUGAGCGCGAACGGGAGGGCAGUAGCACUUCCCUGAUUUUGUACCAAAUGCUGUUAAUCCUGUUGUUAACAAGCAAAAUGUACAGGGACCCCAGAACUGGUUUUUCAGUUUGCAAAGGGAGUUCAUGAGUGGCAGACAGGUGUUACAGUUUUUGCCUACUUACAGGUGUAUAUUUGCAUCUACUUAUUUAAUGGGCUAAGUAAUAAACCUGUCACUGUAUGCAGUAAUCAAAGAAAACAAUAUGUAAGCAUUGUGGAAAAACUCAGAAAUAAAAGUGUCAGUAUCAUACUGCUCUUUCAGAAAUCUGUAGUGAACCACAUCUGGAACAUGGUGUACAAUUCUGACAAUGAAACAUUGUAUGUUAAAGCUAGGAAAGGGCCCAAAAUAAACCAGGAUCUGCAGUAACUCCCAUGUGAGGAGGAUCUGCAGUAACUCCCAUGUGAGGAGAGGCUGAAACAUUUAGGGAUGGUUGCCUUGUGGGAAAAAAACAUGUAUGUCUAAAAAAACAACAACAGAUGUAUUUUGUCCAGUUGGGCUUAAUUCCAAAUAAGCAUGCCUAGGAUUUAUUGCAACACUAGUUAUUUCUAGGAGGGCUCAACUAUGAUAGCUGUUCUUGCCUUCUCAUUUGCUUGAUGGCUUUUUAGUACAGUACAUGUUUGGUAAGCUCUGAGAAGGCUGGGCUACACAAGGGCUUGAGCCUGCAUACCCACACAUUCGGUCCAUGAAGAUGUUUUGUACAGCCUAUGCCUGCCUUGGGUAGCUGGCCUAGUUCACAAUUCUGUGCAUCAACCAGUGGUUAGAAGUAUAGGGUCCAUAUUGGGCAUGGGGGGUGCAGUUUUGCUGGUGUUGCUGAAAGAAGUGGGGGGCUUGCUAAAAGGUAAUACUUCUGAAUUGGUGAGUCUUUUGCCUUUAUUGCAGGUGUUACAAACGCCUCCCCUUUUAAAAAUGCCUUGAAGGCAUUUUGCCUCUUGGACAUCUGAAGUGGCAUGGAAGUCCCUUUUAUGCCCCAUGAUAACCCCCUCGUGGCUUCUGUCAGUUCUUCAGACUUAAAGAAGCUAGGGACCUGAAGACUUUAAAUCAUCAUGCAAGGACGAGGAAGGCAAGAAAGUAGAAACCUAUAAAGUUGAGGUGCUUUUGAAGCAGAUCUGUGCAGAAAGAGAGUGGCUUGCACAAUACAAGCACCUUAACUCAGUCCAUGUGGAAAAACCUUUGUGCACUUGGCUGCUUGGGAGGAAAAGGUUCAUUUUGCCCUCUUGAUCUUAAAGACACUUAAUGGCUUUACAGUAUUUCAAAUAACAAAGAGACAGUGCAUGGAAAUAAGGGAUGUUCUUGGCUGAUUUUUGCUACACAAUAGGAGCUUGUCUCCAGUCUUGAUUUGAGCUGGUUAGAGACUUCUUAUCUAACAUGUGACAAGUCUCCAAGUGUAGUAUUUGAAAUGAAAUGCUUGGAAGAAGCAUGUGACUUCCAAGAAGCAUGAAAAACCAUUCAGAGUUCCCAGCUUUAACCUAUGCUGUUCUUCCCAGCUGGCGUUUUCAUACUUAAUGUGUGAACUGUCUGGGUUUUUGUUACCUUUAAAAAAAUGAGCAGGAAGCCAUGGAAGAACAAGCGGAAGUUGGGAGACUGGGGUUUCAUGGGGAGCACUCUUGGCCUUGCACAGGGGCAUGGAUUUUUCUUUAGAACCUGGCCCAGCGUGGUUCCAAGACUAUCUGUAUAUCCUAAGCCACUGGGGCUGUGCUCUCCUUCCUUUAAACAGAAGCCACAAACUAGAGGUAGAGCUCAGGUCUUACAUACUUAUAAGUCUUGAGUCGUUUGCUAGUGGAUGGUAUAACUUGUCUUGCUUUUCUUUAACCAGAACCUGUGGAGUUGGCAAGAUAACAUGGCCCCAGUUUGCUGUCUUUUACCCAGUUCUCCCAUUUCAAGCACCUUGUUUUGUCAAGUGUGAAGGGAGCACAUUAUGGUAGAAACAAACUGUUGUGGUCACAUCUCUGGAGAAAGACUUAGAUGCAAAUAAGGCAUUGGCUAUAGCAAGUUGGCUCAUGCAUUUAAAGUGGAAAUCUAGCCAUAGGGUUGUUCUGCCCCCCCCUUCCCUUCCUCACCCUGAAGAUAAAGAAAGGGACCAAUGUUAGGACAUAGUCAGGAAAGGGUGGCUCUCCAGAGGAUUAAGUUGUGGGUAGCCUUGUAUACUGAGUCAUCUCUGCUUUUGCACCAAGUAAUAUUCUUCAAAUCUCAGGCCCACAUUACAGUGAGACUUGGGGAAAUGGGUUCAGCUUAUCAAGCUACAACAAGUCACGGCAGGAAAAUCGAGAGGCCUUGAGAUGGUUCCACAGGUAAAUUUAGGAACAGAUGUGGGCUAAACUGAAGUCUAAGGUGGUUGUGGGUAAACUAUGGAAAAGAGAAACAAAAACAAACAACUCGGUUGGUCCUUCAAGUAUAUGGGGAUGAGAGGAUAGCUGGGAUGUUUUCCCCCAAUACAACAAACUUCACUUUGGUUUUAGGUGUUCAGGGCUUUCAUUUCCCCAUAACGGGCUUGGCAACAUUCAUUACAGGAUCUGAGGAUUUUUUUUCCCCCCUCCAUGCUCGUUUCCUUGUGAGGCCCACUACCUAUUCAACAUUUUUUUUUCCUUGAGGCACUUUCCUCGAAGGGGAGAGUACAGUUCUCUGAAUUAUCUUCCUACCAAUGAUCAUUUAUGUCAACACACUUCUAUGUGUGCUUUUUAAGAAAUAAAGAACCCACAAGGCACAGUGGAUCUAGCCUCCCUUAUCCAGUUUGUGUGGGAUCUGGGAUGUGUUCACUUUAGUGGCUUAGCUGGCAUCCACGUGCUCUUAGACUAAUCAUAAUGUAUAUGUUUGAUCAGGACAGACAUUUUUCACACUUAAUGCCAGAAUGGAUCUCUCUCAAAAAAAAUUUUGAUAUCUUUUUGGGAUCUCAGGAGGAUUUUGAAAUAACUGGGAUUCAAUGGGAAUCUCAGUCUCGACAGAGAUUGCUUCUUCUCUUUGCUGCUUCUGGUCUUUAGCAUGGCGCAAUAUUGUCCAGUGGCUAAAAGUUGAUCCUUAGUGAUCAUUUGAGAGAAAUUGUUUAAAGGUACACUAUUUUUUCACACAGUGCAAAUCAAUCUUGCUGGUUGACCAAAAGGAACACUGUUUUUAUUUCUUGGGGCAAAGCAUGAUUGUAGGUGUGAUUGACCUAAAGACUUAUUAAAUCAUACUGGUUUUACUGGAAGGAGGGCCAUGCUCAAACAUCACAGUGUGAUCUGGCAUUAGGUGUGCGUGUGUGUAUAGGUGAAACCUUUUUGCUAAAACAGUGAUUUUCUAAUGUUGUAUUAACACCAUUGCAAUUAUAUAGUAUGGGAAUUAACAUUAAGGUUUUGUGAAGCUUUUUUGUAUCAAAAAUGAUCUAAAAACCAUCUUGAGAUUAGGAAGUUGGUUUGGUGAUUGGUUUCAGCUUUUAUAGAUGUUUGUAUUGAAAGGCAAGGCAGAAAAAUGACAGUUUGAACUGCUACACAUAGUUGCUUCAGUGCGUUAUCUUGAAAAUGUUAUAUGCAAGUGUAUGAAAUAAUAAGUUUCUGUGGAUAGUUGGCAUCUUUGUGGCAAACUGUGCAGAAGAAUACUGAUCUGUAUGCUACCUUAAGGUAGAGACUAGAAACCAAUGCCAUCAGUUUUGCUGAGAACUUGUCUUAGCCUUACUUUGUAAUUAUGUUUUUGUCCUCUGAAGAUGGUGUCAAAUGUAAUGUGAUAAACCUAAUACAUUCUAGCCUGGUCUUAUAAGUGAAUCAAAACUCAUUAUGUAAAAUGUUAAUAAAGUUUGAUUAAAUCAGA
Messenger RNA from Pogona vitticeps (central bearded dragon), 6925 nucleotides. Its product is annotated as E3 ubiquitin/ISG15 ligase TRIM25. Gene Ontology annotation, molecular function: protein binding; zinc ion binding. The record is from RefSeq and is a predicted model, not a curated record. NCBI's taxonomy places the organism in Eukaryota, Metazoa, Chordata, Lepidosauria, Squamata, Agamidae.